Messenger RNA from Aegilops tauschii subsp. strangulata, 1242 nucleotides. Its product is annotated as NAC domain-containing protein 21/22. Gene Ontology annotation, biological process: regulation of DNA-templated transcription. The record is from RefSeq and is a predicted model, not a curated record. Gene Ontology annotation, molecular function: DNA binding. NCBI's taxonomy places the organism in Eukaryota, Viridiplantae, Streptophyta, Magnoliopsida, Poales, Poaceae.
ACAAGCACAACUCCAUUCCUCUCCCUCUCUCUCUUGCUUGCUUGGCCUGUUCCUCUCUCAUCGCAUCAGCAAAGAGAUAGAGAGAGAUGUCGAUGAGCUUCCUGAGCAUGGUGGAGACGGAGCUGCCGCCGGGGUUCCGGUUCCACCCGAGAGACGACGAGCUCAUCUGCGACUACCUCGCGCCCAAGGUCACUGGCAAGGUCGGCUUCUCCGGCCGCCGCCCGCCCAUGGUCGACGUCGACCUCAACAAGGUCGAGCCAUGGGACCUCCCCGUGACUGCAUCGGUGGGCGGCAAAGAAUGGUAUUUCUACAGCCUAAAGGAUCGGAAAUAUGCGACGGGGCAGCGCACAAACCGAGCUACUGUGUCGGGAUACUGGAAGGCGACUGGGAAGGAUAGGGUGGUGGCACGACGAGGCGCCCUAGUGGGGAUGAGGAAGACAUUGGUGUUCUACCAAGGGAGGGCCCCUAAAGGGAGGAAGACUGAAUGGGUGAUGCAUGAAUACAGGCUGGAGGGUGCACAUGAGCAAGCUUCCAAGCAGGAGGACUGGGUCCUGUGCAGAGUCAUCUGCAAGAAGAAAUCAGGAGUUGGUGCCACCCCCAGGCCAAGGAACCUCACCAACAUCGUCCAUGGCACAUCCACAGACACCUCCUCACCACCACUGCCGCCUCUCAUGGACACCACCCUAGCACAGCUCCAGGCCACCAUGAACACCUCCGCCGCCGCCGCACUUGAGCAAGUGCCCUGCUUCUCCAGCUUCAGUAAUAACAGUGCCAGCAACAGCAGCUACCUCCCCAUGGUGACAGGCAACAGUAAUGGCAUGAGCUACCUGGACCAUGGCCUGCCUGACUUUGGGAGCUACCUAGACCCCGCCUUGAACUGUGACAAGAAGGUCCUUAAGGCAGUGCUGAGCCAGCUGAGCUCCAUGGGUGGUGAGGUGGUGCCGAGCAUGUCUCCUCAGAUGGCUGCUGCAGUGAGCUCUACUUGGAACCACUUCUAGGCAAAUUUGUUUAUUUAUCGAGACAACAUAAGCAGACAACUGGCUAGCUAGUAGUUAAUCUGCAGUGUGUGUGAUGAUUUCAUAUCAAAAUGUAUAAUUAUGUCUGUUUGGUGCAAUGUUUCUUGAGUGUGAGUAUUAGUAGAGGACGCGGUGAUUUUCUUUUUCUCCAGUCGAUUUUGGAGGACUAAAACCCUGGAAUGAUUUUUUUUUUGGAGAACCACUCUAAUGAUUGCUGAAGUAUGUA